Messenger RNA from Nannospalax galili (Upper Galilee mountains blind mole rat), 2994 nucleotides. RefSeq names its product RNA binding fox-1 homolog 1 (gene Rbfox1). Gene Ontology annotation, biological process: regulation of alternative mRNA splicing, via spliceosome; nervous system development. Gene Ontology annotation, cellular component: cytoplasm; nucleus. Lineage: Eukaryota; Metazoa; Chordata; Mammalia; Rodentia; Spalacidae. Gene Ontology annotation, molecular function: mRNA binding. The transcript is spliced from 13 exons. Bases 543 to 1763 code for a protein of 406 amino acids. The record is from RefSeq and is a predicted model, not a curated record.
CCCUCUCCCCCCUCCCCUCUAUUCUCUCCUCUCCAUUUCUCUUCUCUUUCCCUUGCAUCUCCAUCAGGACAUGUUAACCCUUUGCUUUUCAUAGAAGUUGCUCGGUCUAGUCACCUUUAGGGGGUGGUGGGGCGGAGGGCACCUUCCACUUUAAGAGCGCUCCAAUGACAGGCCCAACAAGCCCAGUGGGUACAGCUUCGAGAACCCACACUACUUUCCUGCCUCUCCAAGUGUCUGUAGUUGAAGGCUGAUGAACGCUGGGUACUAGCAAACCCGAGGGCGGGCUAGGAGAGCCUGGGAGGAGGGACUCUCUUGGGGUGCGGUGGAGGGGGGGAGAAACAGUGAGAGGAGAGAGAGAGGAAAGAGGGAGAGAGAGGGACAGUCCAGUCACUGCUGUGUGAGUUAGAUAACCAUCAAAAACUAAAAAGAAAAAAAUUUGUAGCGACCAGGCAAGGGGAAAAGGGGGAAAAAAAAAAAAAAAACCAAAAACGUGAUUGUAUGUGAGCGUCCCCGCUCUCCCUCUGCGGGAACCCAGAAACGCGAUGCAGCACCCUCUGACGGGGGCCACCUGCGUGGCGCUCCCCAACGUGGGCAUGUGUCCCCAGCUCUCCUGUGCCUUGACUUUCAUGUACUUACAGCAGGGUAAUCAGGAAGCAGCAGCCGCCCCUGACACGAUGGCUCAGCCUUAUGCCUCAGCCCAGUUCGCUCCGCCUCAGAACGGCAUCCCUGCGGAAUACACGGCCCCUCAUCCCCAUCCUGCGCCAGAGUACACCGGCCAGACCACCGUCCCUGAGCACACGUUAAACCUGUAUCCUCCUGCACAGACGCACUCGGAGCAGAGUGCCGCGGACACAAGCGCACAGACCGUCUCUGGUACCGCCACACAGACAGAUGAUGCAGCACCAACGGACGGCCAGCCCCAGACACAACCUUCUGAAAACACAGAAAACAAGUCCCAGCCCAAGCGGCUGCAUGUCUCCAAUAUCCCCUUCCGGUUCCGGGAUCCAGACCUCCGACAAAUGUUUGGUCAAUUUGGUAAAAUCUUAGAUGUUGAAAUUAUUUUUAAUGAGCGAGGCUCAAAGGGAUUUGGUUUCGUAACUUUCGAAAAUAGUGCGGAUGCGGACAGGGCGAGGGAGAAAUUGCACGGUACCGUGGUAGAGGGCCGUAAAAUCGAGGUUAAUAAUGCAACAGCACGCGUAAUGACUAACAAAAAGACCGUCAACCCCUACACAAAUGGCUGGAAAUUAAAUCCAGUUGUGGGUGCAGUCUACAGCCCAGAAUUCUAUGCAGGCACGGUGCUGUUGUGCCAGGCCAACCAGGAGGGAUCUUCCAUGUACAGUGGGCCCGGUUCACUUGUAUAUACUUCCGCAAUGCCCGGCUUCCCCUAUCCAGCCGCUACUGCUGCAGCUGCCUACCGAGGGGCGCACCUGAGAGGCCGUGGCCGCACCGUGUACAACACCUUCAGGGCUGCGGCGCCCCCACCCCCGAUCCCUGCCUAUGGCGGUGUUGUUUACCAGGAUGGAUUUUAUGGUGCAGACAUUUAUGGUGGUUAUGCUGCAUAUCGCUAUGCCCAGCCUACCCCUACCACUGCCGCUGCCUACAGUGACAGUUACGGACGAGUUUAUGCUGCCGACCCCUACCACCACACACUUGCUCCAGCCCCCACCUACGGCGUUGGUGCCAUGCCCCAAGGUUCCAGCCCCAGCACAGACUUCAGAGGAGCUAAGCUGCACACUUCCAGGCCUCUGCUGUCAGGCAGCUGAGAAUCUGCCUGCCUCUCCUCCCCUUUUACAAUUCAUGUUUAAAGUCAUAGUCGCCCAGGAGAGAAAGUAGACAGAGGGGCACGCUGUGUGUGUGCCUAGUACAUAAGAAAUUAAGGAAUCAGCUGGGUUUGGGGGUUGUCUUGUUUUUUUUUCCUUGGGGGGUGGGGUGGGCUGUCUGGGAUUUUGUUUGGGGAAGGGGAAAGGGGAGGGGAAAAGUGGGGGGUGAGGGUGGGUGAAUUUGCCUGUACUUGUUCAAACUUCUAUGCACUAAAACUCUUGAGUCCAGUAAGACGUGCCCAUCGCGUGAGGGCCUAUCGAUCAUUCCUGCGCUUUGGCAUGUAGUCUUCUGCCUGAGUCAAGAAUAUCAGCCCUGACCCUAAAAACCAACCCCACAGGCAUUCACUGGAAUCGCCAAUACUUUUAGCAAAGGGAAAUGGUUAAGUGUCACCUCAUAACCAGAGAAAGCUACAGUCAGACAAUUCCUUGGAACCUGGUCGUAGAAACCCAACCAGGACUUGGAAAACGUACUGUUCUGCACAAGUUCAGCUACACCCAGCAGGGCCCCUCUGCUGCUCCCCUCACAAGGUCAGGUUCAUAGGGUGUCAUGCGGAAUCAAAGAUGCAGGCUUUUAUUUUUAUCUUGAUUUGGCAUUCAGCAACUCUGCUUCGACACCUACGUCAAUCGAGGAAAGGGUUGGAAUGGAGAGUUGAAUCCCUACAUUCAAUAAAUUGUCUAGAAUCAUCCUUGAAUAUAAAUAAAGUUUCCCCCAGGGGAACAUCUUGUCAAUUAAUCCAUCCAUCAAAGAAACAAACCAAUAAAACAAGACAGUUUAAAUCCUUCCAUUGUCCCAUUUGUGAACUAGAGAGUCCUCAUAGCUAACAGGACUGCCUGACACAAUUUGAUGUCAUAGGGAUUUUUCUUUAGAAGGAGUUGCUAUAGAGAGGUCAGGACUGGCCCUAUUUUUAGCUUCCUGAAAGAGCCCUGGGAUUGGGAAGGGGAUGCCGCCCCCCACCAUUUUGGUUGGUUUUGAGUGUCUUUUUUUCGACAUUAGUCUUUUUGAUGAUCCACAUGUUACAAAAGGAAAAAUGUAAAAAAACACACACCUCAAAUUGCUUUGUUUCAGAAUGCUUUUGCGCCCUUGACUGAUGCCAAGACUAGGAGCCAUGCUGAUGAUGUGGGUCUCGUUCUUUCUUCAUUGCAGGCUAGUAUAUACCGAGGGGGAUACAACCGU